This is a messenger RNA of Microtus ochrogaster (prairie vole), 2864 nucleotides long. RefSeq names its product solute carrier organic anion transporter family member 4A1 (gene Slco4a1). Gene Ontology annotation, biological process: sodium-independent organic anion transport; transmembrane transport. Gene Ontology annotation, molecular function: thyroid hormone transmembrane transporter activity; protein binding. The record is from RefSeq and is a predicted model, not a curated record. Gene Ontology annotation, cellular component: basolateral plasma membrane. NCBI's taxonomy places the organism in Eukaryota, Metazoa, Chordata, Mammalia, Rodentia, Cricetidae.
UGAAUGAAGCGUGAGUGGGCUGCGCGCGAAGGCCAGAGCUCAGGGCGCAGAGCGGCAGCCGGGUUCGCGGGAAGAAUAGACCCAGCGGCGAGACAUCCUCUCUGCCACCUCUUCUGCUUCUACCUGCUGUGCUGCCAAAGCCCUCCGCACCAGGCUGGAGAUGCCCCAGCACGGGAUGGGGGACAAGCAUUUCCUUUCCCUCCCGAAGCACCUCUUGGCCAGUGCGUCCUCUGCCACAGACAGCAGCUGUGACACUCCACCCAGCAGCAGGGCGUCCCCGGCCUCCUUGCGCUCUGCCCACAGCCCCCUGGACUCCUCCAGCCAACUCCUGUUCAAGCCCCAGGCUGAGAAGCGGAAUAGCCAGAUAGCCCGUGAGGUGAAGUACAAGUCCGCAGGACCAAAGAACACGCUGUGCGGUUGGCGAGCCUUCACCCCCCAGUGCUUGCAGGUCUUCAACACCCCCAAGGGCUUCCUCUUCUUCCUGUGUGCAGCCUCCUUCCUUCAGGGCAUGAUCGUGAACGGCUUUAUCAACACCGUCAUCACCUCCAUCGAGCAGCGUUUUGACUUGCACAGCUACCAGAGCGGGCUCAUCGCCAGCUCCUACGACAUCGCCGCCUGCCUCUGCCUCACCUUCGUCAGCUACUUUGGGGGCCAGGGGCACAAGCCACGCUGGCUGGGCUGGGGCGUGCUGGUCCUGGGCAUCGGCUCCCUGGUAUUUGCACUGCCCCAUUUCACCGCUGGCCACUACGAGGUGAAGAUGGAUGAGAAGGUGGGGACCGGGGCGUGUCUGGGCAACGGGAGUCAUGUGGAGUGUAUGGACUCGGGCCUGUCCAGCUACCGGCUGGUCUUCAUGCUGGGCCAGCUACUGCAUGGUGUGGGCGCCACCCCUCUCUACACACUGGGUGUCACCUACCUGGAUGAGAAUGUCAAGUCAAACUAUUCGCCCAUCUAUAUUGCCAUCUUUUACACGGCGGCCAUCCUUGGACCUGCUGCAGGUUACCUGAUUGGAGGAGCCAUGCUAAACAUUUACACGGACCUGAGCCAACGGACGGAGCUGACCACUGACAGCCCACUGUGGGUUGGCGCCUGGUGGAUUGGCUUCGUGGGAGCCGGGAUCAUUGCCUUCCUCAUCGCCAUCCCCAUCCUUGGCUAUCCCCGGCAGCUGCCAGGCUCCCAGCGCUACGUCGUUAUGAGAACAACUGAAACCCAGCAGCUGAAAGACCACGGCCACAGAGCAGUGAGCAACCCGGCUUUCGGCAAGACUGUCAGAGACCUGCCCCUCUCCAUCUGGCUCCUCCUAAGAAAUCCCACUUUCAUCCUGCUCUGCCUGGCAGGGGCCACCGAAGCCACGCUCAUCGCUGGCAUGUCCACGUUCGGCCCCAAGUUCUUCGAAGCCCAGUUCAGCUUGAGUGCGUCCGAGGCCGCCACGUUGUUUGGAUACCUGGUGGUGCCAGCAGGCGGUGGCGGCACGCUCCUGGGUGGCUUCCUGGUGAACAGGUUCAAGCUCCGUGGCUCUGGGAUCAUCAGAUUCUGUCUGUUCUGCACCUUGACCAGCCUACUGGCCUUCUUUGUCUUCCUCAUGCACUGUCCCAACAUGCCCAUGGCAGGUGUGACCACUAGCUACGUUGGGAGUCCCCUGCCUGAAGGCCACUUGGACCUGAGGGCGGCUUGCAACGCCAUCUACUGUUGCCAGCCCGAGCACUACAGCCCCCUGUGUGGCUCAGAUGGCAUCGUGUACUACUCCGCCUGCUUUGCGGGCUGCCCCGCGGGUGCUGAGACGGGCCUGGAUGGCCAGAAGAUAUUCCGAGGCUGUAGCUGUGUCCUUGAGAAGGUUUCCUCUGGCUUGGGCAAUGCUACCGCAGGGAAGUGCACUUCCACCUGUCAGAGAAAGCCCCUCCUUCUGGCUCUCGUGUUCGUUGUAAUUAUCUUUACCUUCCUCAGCAGCAUUCCAGCUCUGACCGCCACGCUACGGUGUGUUUGUGAUCAGCAAAGAUCCUUCGCCCUGGGGAUCCAGUGGAUUGUCGUGAGAACACUAGGCAGUAUUCCGGGGCCCAUUGCCUUUGGCUGGGUGAUUGACAAGGCCUGCCUGCUGUGGCAGGACCAGUGUGGGCACCAGGGCUCCUGCUUUGUAUACCAGAAUGAAGCCAUGAGCCGCUACAUGCUCAUUGCAGGGCUCACAUUCAAGGUGUUGGGUUUCCUCUUCUUUGUCACUGCUUACUUCCUGUACAAGUCCCCGUCGGUGUCCUCGGAUGCCCUGGAGGCCUCCCUGCCCAGCCAGUCCUCAGCCUCCGACAACCCCACAGAACAGCUCCAGAGCAAUGUCUGACAACCACGGGCCCCUCUACGUUUCCGGAGGACUCUUCCUGGAUACCCUAACCCCAUCCUCACGGGGCGGGGGGGCAACACUGAGGACCUUGCAAAACUUCACACUGUAUUCUGGGGCCUCGCCCUGCCCCGUACUGUGACCGAGCUGCCUCUGAGACACUGAGGAGGGAGGAGUGUGUCACGUAUGAACCAGACACGUCCCCGACCCCCCGCAAUCUUGGAGGUAUCACUACAUUUCGUGGCUGUCACGGGUCCUGACUUCCUGCCCGACACAGGGCAGCAGUGCCCUGGGCGGCUCCAUCCACUGGAACCAGCCACCUAACGUUUGCUUGAAUCUGCUCUUACUGCCUGUCCUCGAAGCCUGGAGGCCUCUGGCUGGGCAGGAGCAACUUGAAUCAUUAUGUCUGGACUGAACAGUGUUUAUGGAAUCAGAUUUGUACCUGAUCAUGUGACUCAUGUCCAAGCAAACUGCAGAGAGGGUGAGAUCCCAUCUGUGGUGCCACGCAGAUUCCGCGGGCAGUGUGCUUCUAUGUUUUGGU